Molecule: messenger RNA, 2693 nt
Organism: Chrysoperla carnea
Lineage: Eukaryota; Metazoa; Arthropoda; Insecta; Neuroptera; Chrysopidae
Gene: Pus7
Product: pseudouridylate synthase 7 homolog
Exons: 9
Coding region: 216-2657 (813 amino acids)
Biological process (GO): pseudouridine synthesis
Cellular component (GO): nucleus
Molecular function (GO): RNA binding; pseudouridine synthase activity
Source: RefSeq, a predicted model, not a curated record
UCAUAAUUUAUAAUUAAAUUAAACGUUAAUUAUUAAACAUUUUAAAUCGAAUCUAUUUAAUUAAAAUCAAUUAUUUAUAUAAUCGCAUUUAUAUAUAAAAUUAAAUACAUUAUUUGAGGUUAAAAUACCGAAAACCGCAUUUAUUAAUGGAGUCUUAAAAACAAUAUUUAAAAAUAUAAAUAUUGAAUAACUUAACACACAUUUUUAAAUUUACAAUGGAUUCGUAUCGAGGUAAUCGUAGACAUAAUCGAGGUGGUAACAAUCGUGGAUUCAGGAAUCGAAAUCAUUAUGGAGGAAGGCCAAAAGGAGGUGGUGAUGAUGGUAAUUUUAAACGAUUUCGUAAUGACAAUUAUCGUAAUAAAAAGUUCCAUAGAGAUAAAUCGAAUGAUAAUUCUGGUUCAACGUUUCCCACUUUCAAUGCUGAAGUGUUAUGUGAAAGUGAAAUUGGUGUUACAGAGUAUAUAAGUGAUCAUGAAGGUUUCAGUGGUAUCAUCAAAGCACGUUACUGUGAUUUUCAUGUGAAUGAAAUCGAUCAAGAUGGGGUUGUUGUCAAAUUGACUAGUAAAGCGGUACCAAAAGAUCCUGUUAAAGUUAUCGAUGAAGACGAUGAGGAUCUAUUACAUCGAUACUGUUACGAACAUUUACCAAUUGAAACAUGGGAUAAAAUCCAUGCAUUGGUACAAAAACCUGGACCCACAAAAGAGACAAUUGAUAUCGAUGUUAGUACAAAAACAAAAGAGGAACGAACGAAAAUUCAUGAAUCUGUGAAAUUAGUUUUUGGCGCAAAAAUUGUUGGUUCGACAGUUGUUCGAGAUGGUGUUAAAUAUGUUUCGUUUAUGAAAUAUGAUAAAAAUGCACGUAUUGACCGUCGAGAACAAUGGCCAAAAGAACGUGGAGGUGACUUUGUACAUUUCUUAGUAUAUAAAGAACAUUAUGAUACUUUAGAGGCAGCAAUGCGUAUUGCCGAAGCACUACGAGUAAAACCAUCAAUGUUAAGUUAUGCGGGUACAAAGGAUCGUCGUGGAAUUACAACACAAUGGUUCUGUGUGAAACGAAUUGAUCCGUCUGUGUUAUCCGAAAAAUGUAAAAAAUUAUCGAAUAUACAUCUUGGAAAUUAUUGUUAUAAAAAGCAUGUACUUAAAUUAGGACAUUUAAAAGGCAAUCGGUUUCGUAUUGCUCUUAGAAACGUAACUGCAUCAGACGAAGUAAUAACUAAAGCUGUAGAUGCACUAAAAACUAAAGGCUUCCUAAAUUAUUACGGGUUACAAAGAUUUGGAAAUAGUGCAGAAGUACCAACGUACGAAAUCGGGAAACAAUUGUUGAAGGGAAAUUGGAAAGAGGCAUGUAAUUUAAUUUUAAAACCACGCAAAUUCGAAACGGAUCGUUAUGUAGGCCAUGCAAAGAAAAUCUACGAAACAUCUGGAGAUACAAAAAAAGCAUUAUCUGUAUUUGGUCCAAAUCGUGAUCGAACAAUUGAAGGAAAAUUGUUACAAGGUUUACAAAAACACCAUGAAAAUGAUCUUGUCAAUGCUUUGGAAUUUGUACCGAGAAAUAUGCGAUUAUUGUAUAUACAUGCGUAUCAGAGUUUUGUUUGGAAUAAGAUAUUGUCACGGCGUAUUAAAGAAUUUGGAAUGAAACCAAUUGUUGGUGAUUUAGUUUUGUUGGAUCCAGAUUUAAACGAAAGUGAAAUACAAAAUGAAGACGAAGAUAAAUUAGACACUGAUGAAAAAUCUGAAAGCGAACAACUAAAAGAUUCAUCAGAAUCUGAAACAAAAGCAACAACUGAAUCUGAAGACGGUGAAGGCAAUAAAGAGGAAAAGAAAGCAGUUGAAGGUGAGGCAAAAAAACAUGCAAUCGACGAUCGACGUGACCCCAAAGCUAAUGUAAAAAUUUUAACGGAACAAGAUUUGCCAAAUUACACAAUCUACGAUAUUGUAUUACCAAUGCCCGGUUUUGGAGUACAAUAUCCACAUAAUGUGAUACGAGAUUGGUAUCGAGAAUUAUUAGAAUCAGAUGGACUUGAACUAGAAAUGACGAAAAUUAAAGUUCGAACGUAUUGUGUUAGUGGGACCUAUCGAAAAUGUGUUGAACGUGCUGAAAACUUGAAAUGGGAAGUAAUGCUAUAUCGUGAUCCAUUGAAACCUGUGAUUUUAUCGGAUUAUGAGGAAAUGAAUCAAAAACCUCAACCUACAAGUAUCGAAGGAGCUCCAUUCAAAGCGUUAAUAUUAGACUUUUGUCUGCCGUCUGCAUCAUACGCUACAAUGGCGCUACGUGAAAUUUUAAAAACAGACACAUCAAGUGCAGCUCAUGCGAAAUUAAAUGAUUAUUAUGGAAAAAAUAAGCGAAAAAAUUCCACUGAAGAAAAUACUGAAAGUGUAGAAAAUAAGAAACCCAAAGCUUCUAAUGAAAAAACGGAUGAUGAAAUUAAAGAACAUGAAAAAGAUGUAACGGCUAAACAAGAUGUGUCAGAUAUUAAAUCAGAAGAAAAUGGAAAAAGUACAGAGGAUGAAAGCAAUUCAAAUAAACGAAAACUUGAACAAGAUGAAAAUGACGUGAUAAAAAAUAAAAAUGAAGAUGAAAUCAACGAGAAAAAAAUUAAAACUGAAGAUGAAAACGACGUGAAAAAAAUUAAAAAUGAAGAUGAAAAUCUCAAUUAAUUGCAAUCUUUUGUUUAAGUGUAAUUUUUAAUAAAU